This is a messenger RNA of Haliotis rubra (blacklip abalone), 1463 nucleotides long. RefSeq lists its product as uncharacterized. Lineage: Eukaryota; Metazoa; Mollusca; Gastropoda; Lepetellida; Haliotidae. The transcript is spliced from 7 exons. The coding region runs from base 618 to 1463 and encodes 281 amino acids. The record is from RefSeq and is a predicted model, not a curated record.
GACUGCAGGAGCGCCAACGCUGAUGCCCCAAGGGGAGCUAACUGUUACUGCACGCCGGCCAAAGGCUGCUACCAUCGUCACUUCCUAGUAAAGCCCAUCGUAGUAGACAGCAGUCGCCGACGUGGAGGAAUAUUCAGCAACAAAAACAAGGGUUCUCACGACUCUGACUACUACCUAGAGGUCACUGUAACAAACCACGCCAAACUAACAACAAAGGUGGAGUUUAAAGUGACAAUAGAUGCAAGUCCCCUCAUCCUGGUGUGGCUCACGAGGGUCAGUUGGGGAACCCGGAAGUGGACUACCAGCAGCAUCUCCAACUCUACACUCACUGGGACGGAUUCUUUGACAAAGAGAGCGGAGUCAAAUUCUACCAAUAUAAAUUUGGGUCUCACUGUCUCUCAGCGAAUGAAUUUGGAGCUGAUAAAUCUUUAGUCGAGGUCACAGAAACCUAUUCCACAUCCGCCUCCUGGACAGCGCCCUCUGUCGGCAAGUAUCACGUGACAGUGGUGGCCUUCAACCGAGCACUGGAAGCAUCUGACCCAGUGUGUUCUGACGGAGUGACUGUAGACACAACACCACCCAAUGUCAGUGAGGUGGCAGUGAGAGACUCCAGGGUGAUGGAGGGGCUGGUCAAGUCAUCAGAUAAUACUGUGUGGUUCAUCGACGCCGACAGGAGGCGUACCCUGGUGGUCAAUCCAGAUGGCAGUUGCAGUUCCAAGGCCACACCAUCGGAUAACAAGAGACUGUCCCUGUUUCCAAUACUUCGGUACAACAGUGGAAGUGGGAUGCAUCUUGGGAUCAAUCAGGAGUGUGAAUCUUUACUAGCAUUGCCUGUCAGCUUCACCGAUUUACUCUAUGUCUACAGGGAACACCACCUCUUCGUAAACUGGACUGGCAGUGACUCUGAGAGUAGUAUCUAUAACUACGAGCUGGGGCUGAUGUCAGAUCCUUCUGGUGAAGCAGCUCCAGAUAUCCUGCCCUACACGUCCACUCAUCAUCAUCCUCAAUAUCAGGGCUACCAUCCUCGUCUCAGUGAGGGGCAACAGUUCUACAUUGCCAUCAAGGCCAUCAACAAAGCUGGCAUCUCAACUGUCAGAGUUGUCGGACCAGUCACCGUACAUACACGAUACCCUAUAUAUUCUGGACCAAUGACAGUAAUGCUGAGGGACAACUAUUUGAUUGCACGAUCUGAAGGCGGUCAGUCGACAAUAAUCCCCUUCACGACGCUGCAGUCAGGAGGAGGUUGUACACUGACAUCGCCACCCACGUGUACAGCCGUCUCCCUCACAGACCUCCACUGGGACCUCCAUCACAGCCACACCUACUUUGUGUCAGUCAGAGUCACCAACAUAGUAGGACUGUCUACAAUAGCAGUGUCUGAACCCUACGUCCAUGACGUCAUGCCGCCGUUACGUGGUGUAGUAGAAGACGUUAUUCCAGCUGGGAGAAGAAUCUUUGCUUGA